This is a messenger RNA of Drosophila nasuta, 2008 nucleotides long. RefSeq names its product nuclear pore complex protein Nup54 (gene Nup54). Gene Ontology annotation, cellular component: nuclear pore; nuclear pore central transport channel. Gene Ontology annotation, molecular function: structural constituent of nuclear pore. NCBI's taxonomy places the organism in Eukaryota, Metazoa, Arthropoda, Insecta, Diptera, Drosophilidae. The record is from RefSeq and is a predicted model, not a curated record. The coding region runs from base 166 to 1944 and encodes 592 amino acids. Gene Ontology annotation, biological process: nuclear pore organization; protein localization to nuclear inner membrane; NLS-bearing protein import into nucleus. The transcript has 5 exons.
GAUCGCUCAUUCCUAAAGCAAUUUUGCACUUUCUUGAAGCGCCAAAAUUUUACGUUUUUUUUAUUGUUAAGUUUGUUUUUAUUAUAAAAAUACGUAAACAACUUUUAAUAAGCCGUAAGGAAGAAAAGGUGUCAUUUGCUUCGACAGUCUAGGAUCUUAACAGUCAUGUCCUUCUUUGGUGGCAACACAUCGCUUGGCGCGACAAGCACGCCGGCUAAACCGGGCGGAAUGUUUGGUUCAUCAUUUGGAGCAACAACAGGAGCAGCGGCACCGGCAUUUGGAGCGACAACAGCGACAGUAGCACCGGCAUUUGGAGCGCCAGCUGCAUCUGCGGCGCCGGCGUUUGGUAGCGCGAUAUCUGCACCAGCAUUUGGCACCGCAUCCACAGCAUUUGGCACGGCGACAACAUCGGCACCCACAUCGACACUGGGCGGUGGAUUUGGUGGCUUCGGUGCGGCGGCGACAGCGACAAGUCAACCCAGUUUGUUUGCGACACCCGCUGCAGCGCCUCCUGCUUUCAGUGGUUUUGGUCAAUUAUCUACCAGCACUGCGCCUGCAACUGGAUUUGGGGGCUUUGGGGGAACCACAACAACAGCGCCAACGUUUGGUGGCUUUGGCGCUAGCCAGCCAUCGGCAUUUGGCGGUGGCACCUUUGGAUCAGCUUUUGGCAAACCGGCUGCUGCAACGACUGUUACACCAGGUUUUGGGGGCUUCGGUGGUACGAAUUUUAUGCUCGGCCAGCCACAGCAACAACCUGUUGCCAUCUCAGCAGACGAGGCGUUUGCACAGUCCAUUCUGAAUGUCUCAAUUUUUGGCGAUGAGCGCGACAAUAUUGUCGCCAAAUGGAAUUAUCUGCAGGCCAUGUGGGGCACCGGCAAGUUAUUUUAUUCCCAAAGUGCAGCGCCUGUGGACAUAACGCAGGAGAAUUACCUCUGUCGCUUUAAGGCAAUUGGCUACAGUCGCAUGCCUGGCAAGGAUAACAAAUUGGGAUUGGUUGCACUCAAUUUCGAUCGAGAGUUGGCGACAAUUAAGACACAACAACAACAGAUUAUACAAACGUUGCACAGCUUGAUGGGCAGCAAGCCAAAUAUUUUGGUCCACAUCGAUGUGCUCAAAGAGCUGGAGAAUAAGAAAUGCCAAAUGGUCAUUUAUGUGGAGGAGAAACUUCAAAUGACACAUGGACCAAACGACAGCAAACGUAUACUUGCCACUGAACUGUCCAUGUAUUUGAAUCAGGCAAGCAGAUUUGGGCAGCAAUUGACCAAUUUGGGCAUCAAUUCGGUGUUCGCACUAACGGCGCUUGACGAGGAUCAAAUUAAAGAGUACCUAGAGAAUCCGCCACGAAGUGUUGAUCCACGCAUGUGGCGACAGGCCAAUUUGGACAAUCCGGAUGCCACUCAAUUCAUACCGGUGCCUAUGAUUGGUUUCAGCGAUCUUAAGUGGCGUUUGAAGUGUCAGGAACAGGAAACAGAAACGCAUGCGUUAUACAUGAAAAAGGUCGAUGGUGAAUUGCAGGAGCUGCGGCAGCGACACGCCUCGGCAACGGCGAAAAUCUUGGAGCACAAACGGAAACUAGCCGAAAUGGGCCAUCGCAUAUUAAGAAUCGUUGUGAAGCAGGAAUGCACACGCAAGGUGGGCAGCGCAUUGUCUCCAGAGGAGGAGGCGCUUCGCACUAAGCUACAGAAUAUGCAGGCCGUGGUAUCGGCGCCGACACAGUUCAAGGGACGACUCAGUGAACUGCUCUCUCAGAUUCGAAUGCAGCGCAAUCAAUUCGCCGGCAAUGGAUGCAAUGAUUACACCAUUGACAAGAAUGCCGAGGAUGAGAUGAAGACCAUUCUGACCAUGCAACAGCGUGCCAUGGAGUUUUUGAAAGAGACGGUGAGCAAGGAUCUCGAAGCGCUCGAUAUUAUCAUAAAAGGUUUGCCCGAGUUACAGCAAACAUGAUUGCCAAUUCGCAAUGUACCGAAAUUAUGUAGUUGUUUGUCCAAUAUAGAGUCAAUGAACAAGA